Ciona intestinalis (vase tunicate) is the source of this 2270-nucleotide messenger RNA. The record is from RefSeq and is a predicted model, not a curated record. Lineage: Eukaryota; Metazoa; Chordata; Ascidiacea; Phlebobranchia; Cionidae.
CAAAAUUAAAACCUAGUUCAAUUUUCAGCUUCGCUUAUUUAGAUAAAAAUGUCUGACUCCAACACCCGUAUUGCGAUCGUUAAUAACGACAAAUGUAAACCUAAACGAUGCCGGCAAGAAUGUCGGAAAUCUUGCCCUGUCGUCCGAAUGGGAAAACUUUGUAUUGAAGUGACCCCACUUUCCAAGUUAGCCUGGAUAUCCGAAGAGUUAUGCAUAGGUUGUGGUAUCUGCGUCAAAAAAUGUCCGUUCGAAGCGAUUUCUAUCAUUAAUCUACCUAGCAACUUGGAGAAGGACACGACGCACAGGUACAGCGCAAAUUCGUUCAAACUUCAUCGACUACCGAUCCCUAGGGCAGGAGAAGUGCUCGGUUUGGUCGGGACGAAUGGAAUCGGAAAAUCUACUGCUUUAAAAAUCCUCGCUGGGAAACAGAAGCCAAACUUAGGAAGUUACGACGAACCACCAGACUGGACAGAGAUCUUGAGUUACUUCCGCGGUUCAGAGUUACAGAAUUACUUCACCAAGAUUUUGGAAGAUGAUAUGAAAGCUGUUAUAAAACCACAAUAUGUGGAUCAGAUACCAAAGGCUGUUAAAGGUACAGUGCAGGCUAUGCUGGAUCGUAAGGAUGACUCUGGAACUCAGGAAGAGUUUUGUGGACUCCUGGAUCUAAACCAUGUUCUUACACGGAAGAUAGAAGAUUUAUCCGGAGGGGAGUUGCAACGAUUCGCGAUUGCUGUUGUCUGCAUCCAAAAAGCGGACGUUUAUAUGUUUGAUGAGCCGUCUUCGUACUUAGACGUCAAGCAACGCUUAAACGCUGCUGUUGCGAUCAGGAAUCUUUUGGGGACGACAAACUAUGUGAUUGUUGUUGAGCAUGAUUUAAGUGUGUUGGAUUAUUUGUCCGAUUUCAUUUGCUGCUUGUAUGGUGUACCUGGUGCUUACGGUGUCGUGACUAUGCCAAGUUCCGUGCGGGAAGGAAUCAAUAUUUUCUUGGAUGGGUUCGUGCCAUCCGAGAAUCUACGUUUCCGAGACAGCUCGCUGGUUUUUAAAGUCUCGGAGACGGCAGAAGGAGAAGAGGACGUGAAGAAAAUGUGCAGAUACUCCUAUGGAGACAUGAUGAAAAAACUUGGAGAUUUUGAACUCACAGUGAAAGGAGGAGAAUUCACCGACUCUGAGAUCGUGGUCAUGCUGGGGGAAAACGGGACGGGGAAGACGACUUUCAUUCGAAUGCUCGCUGGGAAGUUGGCUCCAGACGCUGGGAAUAAAGUUCCAUCACUCAACAUUAGUUACAAACCUCAGAAGAUUAGUCCAAAGUCCACAGGCACUGUCCGUCAAUUGCUUCACGAGAAGAUCCGGAGCGCUUACGUUCACCCACAAUUCAUCACAGAUGUAAUGAAACCAAUGAUGAUGGAUAAUAUUAUCGAUCAGGAGAUACAGAAUUUAUCAGGAGGUGAACUACAACGGGUGGCAAUUGCUUUGUGUCUUGGUAAACCUGCCGAUGUUUAUUUGAUUGAUGAACCGUCGGCUUAUCUUGAUUCCGAGCAACGUAUUGUUGCAGCAAAGGUUAUCAAACGUUUCAUUCUCCACGCCAAGAAAACAGCAUUUGUUGUGGAGCACGAUUUUAUAAUGGCAACUUACUUAGCGGACCGUGUGAUUGUAUUCAGCGGUCGUCCAUCAAUAGAAACAACAGCAAAUCACCCCCAACCUUUACUAUCGGGCAUGAACAGUUUCUUGGAGUCGUUAGAAAUCACUUUCCGACGAGACCCGAAUAACUUUCGUCCACGAAUUAACAAGCUUAACUCGGUAAAGGACGCGGCACAGAAGAAGUCCGGCCAGUAUUUCUUUAUGGAGGAUUAGAAAAUCUAAUUUUGUAUUUAUUUUUUAAGUUCAUGGCAAAAAGAAUGACAGAGUAAAAAAUAAGUAAAAACAUCCAUUUUUUCGGGAAAAAAUUACUGAAAUAAUUCUUUUGCUGUAAAGUGUCCAUUGUGUUAAAAACAUUGCCUAAAAAAUUACUAAAUGUAUUUUUGCUGUAAAAUGUCGUUUUUUCUUUUUUGUUGUUUGAAGAAAAUUUGAGUAUCUCGGUUUCUAAAGAAUAAUUUUGCAGUUUUGACUAUUUGUUCAACGUAAAUAAGUUUGGGUGUUGGAUGUUAAUUGCAGAUAAUAUAUAUAUAUAUGUGUGUGUGUGUGUGUGGGAAUGAAGGUUGAACUGUGUGCUUGUUAUGACAAAAUUUGGUUUGGAAAACCGGUGAAUAAAUGAGAUAAUGUUGCUGGUAAAA